Molecule: messenger RNA, 2907 nt
Organism: Hypomesus transpacificus
Lineage: Eukaryota; Metazoa; Chordata; Actinopteri; Osmeriformes; Osmeridae
Gene: tgs1
Product: trimethylguanosine synthase 1
Exons: 13
Coding region: 174-2708 (844 amino acids)
Biological process (GO): 7-methylguanosine RNA capping; 7-methylguanosine cap hypermethylation
Cellular component (GO): nucleus
Molecular function (GO): RNA cap trimethylguanosine synthase activity
Source: RefSeq, a predicted model, not a curated record
AUAGUUAAUCGCUGCUGAAACGUGCGUGUUGAUGGUCAUGUCCAUUUAGAUAUCUAGCUUGCAAAAGACAAAAUACAAAUGCUCGUGAAAAGUUUCCAAGUCGUCCAUUACAGGAUAAUAUCGUAGCAUUAUCCAUAUGAAUAGACUAGGACAGAUUGCCAGUAGUCCUCAUCAUGAUUGAUAAUAGUAAGUGGAAUGUGGUUGCUGACAUUAUUUUCAGCCAAAAAAGCCUGCACGGUGACGAGGAGAUACACUGUCUCUGUUCCAGAGCUUUUGUUCAGGAUCGUGAGCUGUACAGAUCUGACAACAGAUACCUCAUCUCCGGCCUGACGGAUGGAGGGCAGCGUGGUAAUAAGUUCUCGGAGUUGGAGGAGGAGCUGCCAGGUGAGGAGGAAGAGGAGGAUUGCGAAGAGGAGGCCGAGUCUGAAGAUGAAGAAACCAAGUUAAUGGCCAGUAUGGGUCUGCCUGUGGCAUUCAUCAGUUCCUCAGCAGAAAGUAAAGUGAGAAAUAAGUCCAAAAGGAGAGUAGCCAAUCACUGGCAGGCACCCCCUGCGGAGGAAGAGGAGGAAACUGAUGAAGGUGACCCAGUGCUCCAGAUAAACGACUUCAGCAUCGGGAGCACAGAGGUGUUGGAGCCCAGAAAGGAGGGGGAGACACAGAGAGGCGAAGAAGGCCAGGAGGAGACUCAGGACAAUGGCUGGGAGUCCUACUGGAGUGAGCAUGGGGAAGGUCUGCUGUGGCAGAGUUGGCUGGAGAAGCACCCUGACAGCGACCCUGGAGCGCUUCCCCCCUGGGACUGUCCCGACAGCCAGCCUGCCUGGGAGCAGCACGCCCAGGAGACCUUCCUGCUCUACUGGGAGCAGUUCACCUACUGGGCCUCCCAGGGAUGGAGCGCCCACAGCGACUCCACCGACCUUGGGCAGGAGGGGGAGAGCAGGGGCCCUGGAGAUGCGGGAGGUGGAUGUGAGGAUGCAGAGUCGUCCCGUGCUGCUGUAGAUGCUGAGGUUCUGAGUGGACAGAUGGGCCCGGCCGGCGCCGGGGAAGUAACGGAUCUGAUUGGUCAGAUGAGCCUGCAGUCAGAGGGAGGGAGCCGGAUUGGCGUUGGAGAACAGACAGCAGAUGAUGAUUGGCCGGUCUGUGGAGGGGGCGGGCCUUGUGAUGGUGGGGAUCGUAAGAGGGCUGCCUCCCCCUCAAAGCAGAGCACACGAUCCAGAGGUUCAGAGCAGAAAGGCCAGAGCACAUCCAGUGAGAAGGGAUCAGGCCAGAACAGACGGUCUAACGACCCCGUUGACGGCAGUGAUGGUGAGGAACCGCCAGAGAGAAGAUGGACCCAGAUCAAACGAAGCAGCCACGAGCAGGACGUGGAGGAGAGUCCACCCAUGUCUGUGGACGAGGCCUGGGACAAACUGGGCCUGAAGCGUAACCCGGAGCCCAGGUUUGAGAGUGUCCUGAAGUUCAAGCCCAGCCCCCGUGUCCCAGCAUGCUCUGGGAGGGCUAACAGGAAGCAGCGUACAGUGGGAGGAAGUGCCGCCUGCCGCAUCAACAAGCACACCUUCUUCACAGAGGACGGAGAUCAGACUCAGCCGCUUGAGAGCAGGACCGUCCUGAAGGUGCAGAACUUCCUUCAGAGAGUCAAGAGGGAGACCGAGGGAGACGCAGUUCACCGUGACUCGCCAGCAGAGGGCGCCGGCGAGACGCUGCCCCACAGAGAGAGCCGCACAUCUGCAUCUGAAGAAGAAGAAGAGGAGGAGGAGGAGGAGGAGAGUGGGGGAGGAGCCGAAAAUGAGGAAGAGGAGGCUGGACCUGUUCCUCCUCCCAGUACGGAGUUGGACACCAGUACGAAACUCCGACCUCCAGCUCCCCUGCAUGUCUUCACCAGGACGGAUGAUGACGAUGAAGAGGAGGAGGAUGAAGACGGAGGCCGGGUGCUGGUUCCCCUGGAUGUUCCGGACUUCUUGAUACCCGACCCACCCGAGAACCAAAGCCAUCCAGGAGAGAGCAGGAAGAGUAAGAAACAGAAGAAGAAGAAGGUGAAGAGGAGGGGGAGGUGUGGGGCGAUGCCGCCUGAGAUCGCUGCAGAGCCGGACCUGGCCAAGUACUGGGCCCAGCGCUACCGGCUCUUCUCCCGCUUCGACGAGGGCAUCAAGAUGGACCACGAGGGCUGGUUCUCAGUGACUCCAGAGAAGAUAGCUGAGCACAUCGCCUUGAGGGUCCAGGAAAGCUUCCACUCUGACCUCAUCAUCGAUGCCUUCUGCGGGGUCGGGGGCAACGCCAUCCAGUUUGCCCUCACAGGGAAGCGAGUGCUCGCCAUCGAUAUCGACCCUGUGCGCCUGGCUCUGGCCCGUCACAACGCCCAGAUCUACCAGGUGGCCGAGCGCAUCGACUUCCUGCAGGGGGACUUCCUGCAGCUGGCGCCACGGUUACGAGGCGACGUGGUGUUCCUCAGCCCGCCAUGGGGGGGCCCUGACUACCUCACGGCAGACGUGUUCAACAUCAAGACCAUGAUGGACCCAGACGGGUUUGACAUUUUCCAGUUGUCAAAAAUGAUAUCAGAUAAUAUAGUGUACUUCCUCCCUCGGAAUGCGGAUAUGGACCAGAUCGCUUCCCUUGCCGGACCAGGGGGCAAAGUGGAGGUGGAACAGAACUUCCUCAACAACAAGUUGAAGACCAUCACUGCCUACUUUGGCAAUCUUAUUAAAUCGGACUAACUUUGAUCUGUUUAUUGUUAGUUAAUCACUGAUUUUAGUCAUUUUUUGUGUAAUUUUAAUAUGGUGGUAUGCUUGUGGAAUGUUACUGUUAUAUUUUAUGUGUAAACUGUUUGCCCUCCAUUUAUAUUGUUUUAUUGGUUAUAUUUAUCGAAAGACAGUCCUUAUCUAUUUUUGUAAUAAAGUGCGAUGGUUCAAAGUC